CUACCAUGAAAGUAACACUUGGAGCCCAUUCAAUAAAAAUACAAGAGAAAACGCAACAGAAAAUCAAUGUGAAGAAAUCUUAUCUUCAUCCCUUCUUUGACAACAAGACUCCAGCAAAUGACAUUAUGUUGCUCGAGCUUGAAAGUGCAGCAAAGCUGAAUCGGUUUGUCUCUGUUCAUAAACUGCCAAAAUCAUAUGAAGAUGUCAAGGCAAAAACAAACUGCAGUGUGUCUGGAUGGGGAAUAACGGACAAUACUAAAAGAAAAUCAUCUGAUGUGCUCAGAGAAGUGAAUGUUACAAUAAUUGAUCGAAGAAUCUGCAAAGGUUCUAAGUACUGGGGUCUGUUAAUAACUAUGGACAUGCUCUGUGCGGGAGAUGCAGACGGUAAAAAAGAUUCAUGUGAAGGGGACUCAGGUGGACCGCUAAUAUGCAAAGGCGAGCUAAAAGGCAUUGCAUCUUUUGGAGACAAAAACUGUGGAGAUCCACAGAAACCUGGAGUCUACACACGUCUUUCAGAGGAUUAUAUUUUGUGGAUCCGUAACAUCACUAAACAAGCAGAGUAUUAAUACAACUGAUAAUGCUUAGACUUAACCACUUAAUAGAAUGGUAGGAAGCUGCUGUAACAUAUUUGUUAUAUAAUUCAUAAAUCUGUAAGUUACUGUAGAAUUUUAAUUGAAAUAAAAAAUGGAAGGUUUAAUUAUACUAGCAUGCCUUUUGCAUUUUAUGUUAAUCUUGGAUAUUAAACAAGUUAAUUUGCUUCUGUUAUACAACUCAGAAUUAACAAGUUCAGUGAUAUUUUAUUAAUUUUGAAUGGUAAAUAGUAGACUGAAAUAUGACAAUUUAUCACCUGCAUUAAAAAAGUGCUAUGUUGUCAUCAAGGGCAUGCUACCUAGCAUGUCUAGGCAUGAUAGCAAAGCUUUAGUUUCUCUUUACAAGGCCAUAAUUUACAGCUGUACCCUAAUAUUCAAAUUGGAAAUAAGUCAAGAAAAUUUUACAAGGCAGCUCGAUAGUGUUAACCAUUAUGAUUAUAAAAAUAAACUCCAGCAGUUGUCAUUGUUCUCUGCAUUUUAGAGCAAUUGGGGGAUCCAAUUCCUGCAUAUAAAUGCCAGUGCCUCUACUUCUGAUAUACAUACCCCUUCUACCUGUAACCUAAGCUGCAAAACUAUAAUUAGUAGACCAACUAAAUGUCUCCUGGUCAGUCAUCUCAAUAUUAGGAGCAUUAAUAACAAGGUGCAUGAACUGCAUGCACUCCUGGCUGUCCACUCCCCUGAGAUUCUCUAUCUGAGACCUAGCUAAAACCUAAAACAAUUGACAAAGAAGUGUUACCACCUGGGUAUGACAUGCACAGGCUCGAUCGUGUUUCUAGGAAGGGGGACGGGGUAGCUAUACUCUACAAAUCUGAAUUGAAUGUGACCAUAGAUGCUAAUCAACCACCUCAAAUUAAUAACUCUGAAAUGCUUGCCACUAAAUUAGAGCUUAACAAAAGUAAAUGCAUCAACAUAAUCUGUAUGCAUAUUCCCUAGGGUAAUAAUGUAGCCACACUUGAAGGCACUGUACACUGGCUCUCAUGUCAUUACCCCCAAGAAACCCUAUUGCUUAGUGUAUUUAACAUAGACUGGGGCACCAGUUCCUCAGAUUCCCCUUCUACCCACAUUAACCUACAAGCAUUUACUAAAUUCAUAACCACCCCUACCAGGCUAGGUAAACCCAAUCAAAAAGAGAGCAUACUCGACUGGGUACUUGUAAACAGUAACCCCCAAUUGUAUACUGCUGCAACCCUCCCCGAUUACCGAAGAGACCACCUUCGCACAACCUCUACUCAGAAAAGUCAGAAACAGAAAAGAAUUUGACCCUGCCAAAUUCCAACAAGAACUUAACUCCUGUAACUGGACUAUGCUAAAACACCUCCCCUUGGAUGAGACUGGCAUAUUUUAACAACAAAUUUCUUGAUAUCCUUGAAUCUCAUGCACCUGCUCAUUCAAAGCGAAGAAAGGCAAAAACCGCACCAUGGCUGUCUAAAGAAUAUAGACUAAAAAUUAUCAGCAGAAACAAAAUGUGGGCUCUAUGGCGCUCCACUAAAGACCCCCAUGAUCAUGUUAAAUAUAAGCAAGCUAGGAAUGAAGAUAAAAAAUCCAUUUUACAAGACAAAAAACAAUACUACUGUAAUUUACAGACAGCAAACCAGAACAAUCCUUAGAAGUUCUGGGCAGGUCUGAAUAAUUUACUUCAUCCUGGAAAAAUGUCAACCCUUAUCCCCUCUGCUAUGAUUGAUAAAUCCCCUGAGGAUAUUUCAGACAUUUUUGACCAUUUCUUUAUUGAGAAAAUUCAAGCCCUAGCUAGCCAAUUACCUCCAAGCUCCCCUGGCCCAGAAAACACCACCCCCACAAACCUACUCUCAUUCAGCUUCCAACCAGUGCCCAUGUCACUUAUCUGCACCUUGAUCAAAAAAUUAAAACCCACCACACUCUCCACUGACCAACUCCCUGCAGAGUACCAUCAAAAAUCAGCUGAUGCAAUUGCCUAUCUAUACUAAUUAAUCGUACCAUAGUAGAGGCUAAAAUUCCCAGCAUUUGGAAAACAUCCUAUGUAAUCCUACUACAUAAAAGAGGUUCUUUCACUGAAUUAUCCAAUUACAGAACAAUAGCUAUACUUUCUCCACUAGCUAUGAUCAUGGAAAAAUGUAUACACAAACAACUCAUGCACCACCUAAUUCAGAAUCACCUCAUGGGCGAUACCCAACACGGCUUCCGUCCACACCACAGCACAACUUCUGCACUACUAGCAUUUACCAAUACCAUAAAUAAUAAUCGUAACAAUAAUCACUUAUCCUCAGCCCUCUUCUAGGAUCUUUCCAAGGCAUUUGACAUGGUGGAUCACCAAUUUUUGAUUCACACCCUGAAAUUUUUCUAUCUAAAUUCUAAUGCCAAUCAAUGGUUUAAAUCCUACCUCAAUGGGAGCAACAGGCUGUUCUCCGGCAGAACAAGCUCUCUAACCUAUUACCUAAUACCCUUGGAGUACCUCAAGGCUCCAUAUUUGGGCCGCUACUGUUUUCCGUAUUUAUUAAUGAGUUACAUAUACUCAUCCCAAAGGUCAGCUGUAUUCACUACGCAGAUGACUCCACCCUGAUAUGCUCAGCCACAUCUCCUUCAGACCUUUGGUUUGCCACCCAGUCCAUCUUCAAUACUAUAGAAAACUGGCUCUCAGAACAUCGAUUGUUGCUAAAUCCUAAAAAGACUAAAAUGUUGUUAUUCUCACCAACCCAAAAGUCUGCUGCUUUUACCUUCAUAAAUGCAAAAGAUGGCACAAUAAUCGCCCCCAACCCCUCUACUAAACUAUUAGGAGUCAUUAUCAAUAAUAACCUAACAUUUGACCUUCAUGUAAACCAAACAAUCAAGACCAUCAAUAAAAAACUUGGGUCACUGUAUAGAAAAAAAACCUUCCUAACCCCACCAGCUAAGAUUGCCAUAGCUCACUCCCACUUGCUUUCAACACUUGUAUAUGCUUCCCCCCUUCUCUCUAAUCUAAACAAGACUGUACUUACUAGACUGUCAACCUGUUGCAAUCACAUUGCCAGGUUUGCCACUGGCCUGCCUUUUAGAACGCACCACUGCAUCAACCUUAAACAGCUUGGAUGGCUAGAACUUCCCAGUCUAAUCCAAUAUCACCUUCUGAUUAUGGCUAACAAAAUCUUCUACAACCCAGAUAAUACACCAGCUCUAAAAAAUAUUAUCACCCCUUACAACAAUCCAAGACUGCUUAGAUCCUCAUGCAGACUUUUAAUUCAGACAAUCAAAAUUAACAAUGUAGGCGAUGACUCCCUCCUUGCAAACUCUGUAGGCCGAGCCUGGAAUCUACUUCCAGCUGGUAUUACUUUGCUCUCUUCCCUAUGUCAAUUUAAAGCAAAACUUAAGCAACAUCUAGCACUAAACUGGCUUUGCCACUGCAACAAGCCUGGCUAACUCUCACCAUGAAUGUGAACAAUCUAUUAGUCAAACUACUGUUUAUUUUUUCUCCUGACUGUUUCCAGGUGUAACUCAACCUCAUGAGACUGUAUAUUCAUAUCUGCUUAUGUAUUCUUUGUAAAUAUCAUAUUUGUAAUAUGCCUUCUUUGUUAUUACUGUAUCUGUCUACCUUGGAGCUUUUCUCCCCAGGCCUCCACUGAA
Protopterus annectens (West African lungfish) is the source of this 4163-nucleotide messenger RNA. RefSeq names its product granzyme A-like. Gene Ontology annotation, biological process: proteolysis. NCBI's taxonomy places the organism in Eukaryota, Metazoa, Chordata, Ceratodontiformes, Protopteridae. The transcript has 3 exons. Gene Ontology annotation, molecular function: serine-type endopeptidase activity. The record is from RefSeq and is a predicted model, not a curated record. Bases 6 to 566 code for a protein of 186 amino acids.